Drosophila takahashii is the source of this 1612-nucleotide messenger RNA. RefSeq lists its product as uncharacterized. Lineage: Eukaryota; Metazoa; Arthropoda; Insecta; Diptera; Drosophilidae. The record is from RefSeq and is a predicted model, not a curated record.
AACCCAAACCGAAACUCCUUCCGCCUGGCUAUAUAAAAAGCAUUGUUGGCAUCUCGGGACCGGCAGUAGGAAAAUCGAAUUGACCGCGUUACCGUCUCCGUCUCCGCCGCAGUCGGUCGUCAUCGAGAUCAUCAUCGCUCGAUUAUCGCAUUCAUCAUCAUCACGUCAUCGUAUCGUCAUCGUUAAACGAUCGGAUCAAUUGAUUGAUCGAUCGCACGUGCGAAGGAUUAAAGCAAUGAGAAAAUCGACAAUUCCCCGCAUUCAUACAAUGGCCGCCUUGGGCCUCCUCCUACUAGUUGGAGUGCACGGGACGACGAUAAUAAGCAUCAAGUACCCGGAGAAGCCAACCGAAGUGAUUGUGGAUCCCCAGCCGGCCAAGAGGGACCUCAGUUUGAGCUACGCAGCCACCAACAUUGACUCCAAGGAGGGAACCCGUGUGAAGACUAUCACGGUGAUCAAGAAUGUGGGUGGCAUUUCAGCGCCCGAAGAAGCUGCGGCCCUGGGAUCUCCCGUCACCAAAGGUAGUCACAAUCACAAGCAGCAGCCGAAGCUAAUCAUCGAUCCAAAGCUGCACAAAAGCGAGGAGUGGGCGACUGCCUUCCGGGAUAACUUUGAUUCCUAUGGAUCAUUGCCCGAUGUGCCAGAUAUAGACGACCUGUUCGAGUUUGUGAAUCGCAAGAAGCCCGAGGGUGAAAAGAAGGAGGAGACGGUGGUGCCCAGUCAGAAGGAGGUGAAGGUGGAGGUGCCAAAGGAGGUGGCUAAGCCGGCGGAGGAGGAGACCACCACCAAGAAGGCAGAAGCCAGUGAGCAGAGCGAGCAGCACAGCAUCGAUAGCGACGAGGCGGUGGUCGAGAAGAUCAAGGGCGAUGCCGAGCUGUUGCCGCACAUCAAGCAGGCCAAUAUCCUGCGUCUCCAGGCGGCCCAGGCCCAAUCCCGUUCGGGUUUACGCACCAAGGAAUCCCUCAUUGCCGUCAACUACUCCACGCCGAUGCACCAGGUGAGCCAGUACUUCGACAACUACGUCCAGGCGGUGCCCAAUGGCUAUGACUACUCCAAGCCCUGCAACGCCUUAACGCCUGGGAAUAGUAUCCCGGUGACGACGCCCUCGGGCCGCCACUACGACAUCCCGCAGAGUAACAGCAGCGGCACUGGUGGCGGCAAUCAUCCGUACUUGGCUCCAUCGCUCACCAAGAAGACGCAGAUUACUCCACAGCCUCCGAUUCAGCAGCCUCCGCAGCCGGCUCCCAAUUUCUCCUCCUCCGUCAACUCGAUAGUGCCGCCCAUAGUGAGGCAGCAGCCACCGCUGGGCAAUGUGAAUCCUCCACAGCAGCCGCCUCAGGUGGUGACUCCUCCUCCUCUUUUGGGAACCGGCGGAAUCUCCACCAGCCAGCGUCCCUAUGUGGCGCCCAGGUUGCGAAACAAUGGCCUGGGCAUCAGUCGGGCUCCCAGCGGCAAUAGCAACAGCAAUUCAGGGAGUCCGGUUCAGUUUCCCGGGAACAAUAAUCCCACCCAGCAGACGCAGAAUUUCCGACCCGGCAACUUUGGAGGGGGAGCAAAUCGUCCCAAUACGCUGCGAUCGCGUGGUUUAAAGUAUUGAGCACUUAAACUAGAG